This is a messenger RNA of Serpula lacrymans var. lacrymans S7.9, 386 nucleotides long. RefSeq lists its product as uncharacterized. The record is from RefSeq and is a predicted model, not a curated record. The transcript is spliced from 2 exons. Bases 151 to 363 code for a protein of 70 amino acids. NCBI's taxonomy places the organism in Eukaryota, Fungi, Basidiomycota, Agaricomycetes, Boletales, Serpulaceae.
UUUUGCACAGAGAAACAGAGGUACUGGCAUACUCAGCUAGCUAUUAAAACAGCGAUUUACAUAGUCUUCGCCGCACGACAUGAUUUAGGUCUGAGCCAAGCAGUCAUAUGUGCAUCGUACUGGGAGGAAGUGAAUGGAGAAUUGAGGUAUAUGAGAGAUAGUGCCAGCCGAGACAUUGAAAACACAACUGCACUGAUGAACGGAGAAGGUACUGUAAUGGUAGCUUUGGUUUAUCGCGAUUACAUCUUUCAUAGCUUGGGCAUCUGCCAAAUGAGAGCAAACCCUGUUCUGGAAUAUUACACCGAGAGGGAAUAUACUGGCGCUUUGAAAACAGCUGCCAUCAUGCAUAAUAUGCUGAAUUAGUUAGUAAAACGAAAGACAAAAAA